Messenger RNA from Phragmites australis (common reed), 1567 nucleotides. Its product is annotated as probable tocopherol cyclase, chloroplastic. Gene Ontology annotation, molecular function: tocopherol cyclase activity. Lineage: Eukaryota; Viridiplantae; Streptophyta; Magnoliopsida; Poales; Poaceae. The record is from RefSeq and is a predicted model, not a curated record. The coding region runs from base 16 to 1440 and encodes 474 amino acids. The transcript is spliced from 10 exons.
CACACACUCCCGCCCAUGGACCUCAUCGCCACCGCCGCCGCCGUGCGGGGCCCGACGGCGGCCCCACGCGCCCCACGCGCCGCGCGCCCGAGUCGGCGCGGCCGCAGCCUCCUCCGCCGCGCGGCGGCCUCCUCAACAUCCUCGUCUGCGGUGGUGGCGGCGGCGGCGGCGCCCGUCUACGCGCCCACGCCGCGAGACAGGCCUCUCCGGACGCCGCACAGCGGGUACCACUUUGACGGCACCCCUCGACCCUUCUUCGAGGGAUGGUACUUCAAAGUGGCCAUUCCCGAGUGCAGGCAGAGCUUCUGCUUCAUGUACUCUGUCGAGAACCCGCUAUUCCGUCAUGGGAUGAGUGAUCUGGACCAGUUGGUACACGGUCAGCGGUUUACCGGGGUGGGGGCGCAGAUCCUUGGUGCGGAUGAUAAGUACAUAUGCCAAUUCACUGAGAAAUCAAACAACUUUUGGGGGAGUAGGCACGAACUAAUGCUCGGAAACACUUUCAUUCCAAAUGAAGGUUCAACUCCCCCGGACAGGGAGGUUCCCCCUCAGGAAUUUUCUAAUCGUGUUUUGGAAGGUUUCCAAGUCACCCCAAUUUGGCAUCAGGGUUUCAUACGUGACGACGGAAGGUCAAAGUAUGUGCCAAAUGUCCAAACAGCUCGUUGGGAGUACAGCACUCGUCCAGUGUAUGGCUGGGGUGACGUUAAAUCUAAGCAAUUGUCCACAGCUGGUUGGCUCGCAGCUUUUCCUUUAUUUGAGCCUCAUUGGCAAAUAUGCAUGGCUGAUGGCUUGUCCACAGGAUGGAUAGAAUGGGAUGGAGAGCGGUUUGAAUUUGAAAAUGCUCCAUCUUACUCAGAAAAGAACUGGGGCGGAGCUUUCCCAAGAAAGUGGUAUUGGAUCCAGUGCAAUGUCUUCUCAGGCACAUCUGGUGAAGUUGCUUUAACUGCUGCUGGUGGAUUGAGGAAAAUUGGACUGGGUGAUACCUAUGAAAGUCCUUCACUGAUUGGAAUACAUUAUGAGGGGAAAUUUUAUGAAUUUGUUCCAUGGACUGGGACUGUAAGCUGGGAUAUUGCUCCUUGGGGUCACUGGAAAAUGUCUGGCGAGAACAAAAAUCAUCUGGUAGAAAUAGAAGCAACCACUAAAGAACCAGGCACUACUUUGCGAGCUCCUACUUCGGAGGCCGGACUGGUACCGACAUGCAAAGACACCGUCUACGGAGAUCUCAGGCUACAGUUGUGGGAAAAGAAGCACGAUGGUGGCAAAGGAGAGAUGAUACUCGAUGCCACAAGCAACAUGGCGGCGCUGGAAGUUGGUGGAGGCCCCUGGUUCACCGGGUGGAAAGGGACAACUGUUACGAACGAGGUUGUAAAUAGCAUUGUCGGCACCCCAGUCGAUGUCGAGAGUCUCAUCCCGAUCCCGUUUCUCAAGCCCCCAGGUCUGUAGGCUCAGCAAGGAAUGUAAACAAUGCCCCGCUGAAGGAGAUUAGGUAUCCUUAAUAUCAAUUUGAAACAUAGAGAAAAUAUUUUGUCUCGUUCAAAGUUGAAUCAGAAUUUUGCCUUGCUGCUUCCAA